CACCCUGAUUUGGGAGAAACCCGUCUCGAAUCCAAUUCCUGUGUGGAUUUGGAUUCGAAGAUUUCAAAAUUCUUUCUCGACACCGACGACAACGACAACACCAUUCUUCCAUCAAUCAUCAAUCGUGAUCUUUGAGAGAAGUACGAUUGCUCACAAAUUUUGACGCCUACCCUWUACUUCUCAUUCCACAGAACGUUUGCAUCGACCAUACUUGUAAAAAACACCCGAGAACGUCGCGUCAUUAUCUCUUGAGAGUAACCACUUCCUUUACCGCCAAAACAACCGCAAUGGUUUUCACCAAAAUUGCGAACCCCUUGGUGACGCGGUCGAUCAACAGCAAUCAUUUCCAUCGCCACAUUGCAUCUUUUUCUAGAACCUCUUCAGCAUGUUAUAUCUCCUUGCAUCAGAAAGAAUAUUGGUCGGGGUUGAGAAGGAUGUUCAUGAGUACAUCAUCUUUCCCGUCACGUUUGUUUUCUUCGGAGAGCGAUAGCAGGUCGCCCUUGGACGAACAAGAUCCGUCUGUGCUAAAGGCGAGAUUUAAGGAGCGCCUACGCGAAGAACGAAGAAAGUCCUUGAUGGGUGGAGGACAAGACAGAAUUGAUAGACAACACAGCAGGGGCUCACUGACAGCUCGAGAACGACUGGAAUUACUUUUCGACGAAGGAUCCUUCCAAGAGUUGGAUGCAUUCAAGACGCACAGAUGCAAAGAAUUUGGAAUGGACGACAACAAAACGCAAUUCCCUGGGGAUGGGGUGAUAACGGGACACGGAAGAGUAAACGGUCGCUACGUAUAUGCAUUUAGUCAAGGUUUGUGCUCAAGUUGUGAUGUCUUAUUUUGACCAUUCGCGUGUACCGUGAAUUGUCAGAAAAUGAGGAAUGACAUUCCUGGUUGGUUCAAACAAUAUCAACAAAUCAAUCCUUGUGAUUCACUGUACUCAUUUAGCAUGUUGCUACUCAAAUUAUUUCGUUCAACUCUACUUAACUAACUUGCAUGAUAUUGCCGGGCAAUCUUCUGGAUGCAGAUUUCACCGUUUUUGGUGGAAGCCUUAGUGAAACAAAUGCCGAAAAGAUAGGUUAGUGAAAUUUCCAUUAUAAUUUAUGUUCUCUGCCAUUAGAUCGGUGUAUUCUCGGUUGAUAGCUAACAAAAACGAUAUGAACUCAUCUAUUGCAUAAUUGGACCCCUUUUCAAUAGUUAAGAUAAUGGAAAUGGCGAGACGAGUCGGGGCCCCCAUCGUUGGACUGAAUGAUUCUGGAGGAGCUCGCAUCCAAGAAGGAGUGGAUUCAUUGGCAGGAUAUGCAGACGUCUUUUUGUCAAACGUUGAUUCAUCUGGCGUCGUUCCACAGAUAUCAGUAGUCAUGGGACCUUGUGCGGGAGGAGCUGUAUACAGUCCAGCCAUGACGGAUUUCAUUUUCAUGGUAGAAUCCUCCUCGUAAGUUCCGUGAUGCAAGAUUUCAGUCUGCGCUCGUUAUCCUGCAUAUGCAUUGGAAGUAGGUAUUUCAUUCUACGAGUUCACCAGUGCCGUCUUCUUUCUUUCCCUCUCUCCUCCAGGUACAUGUAAGGAUAAAAAAUGAUUUUGCUUUGGUACAAAUCUAUUACUCUUGGGACUUUCUUUUACCACAGUUACUUAUCUUGUUUUCUACUUUUCAUACAGGUUUGUCACCGGCCCUGAUGUUGUUAAGACCGUUACGAAUGAAGAUGUCACGAAAGAAGAUCUUGGAGGAUCGAAGGUUCACGUCAGUAAAAGUGGUGUGGCACAUGGGAAGUUUGAAAAUGAUGUCGCUGCAAUGAAAGGAAUGAGGCGAUUUCUAGACUUCUUACCUAGCUCAAAUGACAAGGCGACACUACCAAUCAAAGAGUCGACCGAUCCACCAGACCGUUUGGUUCCAGAAAUAGAGAACUUGGUGCCCGACGACCCGAAUACGCCAUAUGAUAUGAAGGUACGAGAUACUGUGCCGUUGUUCGCCACUAAGGAAAAGUAUGCUGACCCAAUUGACUCAUUUUAAUUUUCUUGUUUUCGAAGGAUGURAUUCGGCAGAUCGUGGAUCACGGUGAUAUUUUCGAAAUAAUGCCUGAAAUGGCCCAAAACAUUGUGGUUGGGUUUGCUCGGAUGGACGGGCACACCGUAGGAAUUGUUGGAAAUAAUCCGUUGACCUUGGCCGGAUGUCUCGAUAUUAACGCUAGUAAUAAAGCUGCUCGAUUCGUUCGCUUCUGCAAUUCGUUCAAUAUUCCAAUCGUUACCUUCGUCGAUGUUCCUGGUUUUUUGCCUGGAACGGAACAAGAAUUCGGCGGAAUCAUACGGCAUGGAGCUAAGCUUCUUUUUGCGUAUGCAGAAGCAUCAGUCCCCAAAGUGACAGUAAUUACUCGUAAAGCGUACGGAGGUGCAUACGACGUAAUGGCAAGCAAGCAUCUUCGGGUUGAUUCCAACUACGCAUGGCCUGGUACAGAGAUCGCCGUGAUGGGAGCGAAAGGAGCUGUAAAUGUUUUGUAUCGGGGCAACGUAAGUUCACCAAGAAGACGGGACUCGUGGGAAGAGAAAGCAGUAAACUUGCUUUCAGACAUGCCGCUUUGAAAAUACUUCCUAACCCCUUGCAAUUCUAAUUGUCAACCAGGAAAAUGUCGAAGAACACAUCGCGGAAUAUACUUCAAAAUUUGCAAACCCAAUGACUGCCGCCCAAAGGGGAUUUGUAGAUGACGUCAUUGAUCCUCGAGACACAAGACGCAUCUUGUGCAACGAUCUCCGUCUGCUUCGAACUAAAUCCAUGCCUGAGAUUAAGAAGAAACAUUCCAAUAUUCCAUUGUAACAGAUAUAGUCUUCUAUUCUCACUAAUUACAAACUCUUAUCUACCUUUUGAAGCUUUCUUAGAUUUGUAGAUUACUGAAAUAUAGCUUGGGUAUAAAGAUCAACAUGGACU
This is a messenger RNA of Pseudo-nitzschia multistriata, 2913 nucleotides long. NCBI's taxonomy places the organism in Eukaryota, Bacillariophyta, Bacillariophyceae, Bacillariales, Bacillariaceae. The record is from the annotation of a GenBank genome assembly.